This is a messenger RNA of Condylostylus longicornis, 1080 nucleotides long. RefSeq names its product GATA zinc finger domain-containing protein 8-like. The record is from RefSeq and is a predicted model, not a curated record. Bases 245 to 1069 code for a protein of 274 amino acids. Lineage: Eukaryota; Metazoa; Arthropoda; Insecta; Diptera; Dolichopodidae. The transcript has a single exon.
UAAUAAAUUAAAUAACAAACACAUAGUAUCAUCAUUAUCAUCAAAUCCAGUUCAAAACUCGACGACUAUAACAACCUUGUCAGAUUCAUCAUUAUCAACAACAAAAAUUGCAUCAACAACAGCAGCUGAAUUAAUUUCAAAUAGGCCUGAACUCACCAUUACGAAUACAACAAAAAACCAAUCUCAAAAAAAUUCCAUUAAUAACAAUAAUAACAGUAAUAACAGCAAUACUAAUAAUAACAAUAUGAAUACUGGUAAUAAUAAUAAUAAUAAUAAUAAUAGUAGUAAUAAUAUUAUUAUAAACGAUAAUAAUAAUAACAGUAAUAUUAAUAAUAAUUAUAUUAAUAACACUAAUAGUAAUAAUAUAAUUAAUAAUAGCAAUCAGAAUAUUAUUUCUCCAACAACUGUAAACAUUAUGAAUGUGAAUUCAACAAUACAACAGACAACACCCAUUCAAGGAAUAUCAAAAACAAUAGCGAUAACUAAUAAUUCUCCGAUUAUUACAUCAGUAACUUCUUUGUACGCAAAACCGUCAGCUUCAACAUUUCCGUUAUCAUCGACAGUAUCAACAGGAACUACAUUAAUAUCUUCAUCUGCAUCUACAUCAUUACCAUCAACAUCAUCGCCAACAUCAUCAUCAUCGUCAAUAAAUAACACAUUGUUGAAUAAGUCUAGAUUUAAUGUAAAUCAUAGUAAUAAUAAAAAUUAUAAUAGUAAUAAUAAUGAUAAUAAUAAAAAAGUUUAUAAUAUAAAUAAUAACAUUGAUAACAUUAAAAAUAAUUGUAAGGCAUCUAAAAGUAUAAAUAAACAAAAGAUUACAAUAUUGACUACGAAAAAUAAUUUGCAACAAAAACAGCAAACGAUUAAUAAAAUUAGUAAAAACAAUAAUAAUAGUACAACCAAAAAUUUAACUACAAACAUAGCAACCAAAAACUUAAUUCAUCAACAGAUACAACAGCAGAAACAACAAAAAGUACAUAAUAUUCAACCAAACUCGAAUGUAACCACGAAAUCCGGAAAAUUUGCUAUAAAAUUAAAACAAAGGCAACAAAAUACAAUGACUAAAUAAAUAAAAAAAAU